This is a messenger RNA of Xiphophorus couchianus (Monterrey platyfish), 6886 nucleotides long. It is a transcript of the gene asb4, whose product is annotated as ankyrin repeat and SOCS box containing 4. Gene Ontology annotation, cellular component: nucleus. Gene Ontology annotation, molecular function: protein binding. The transcript has 6 exons. The coding region runs from base 2972 to 4375 and encodes 467 amino acids. The record is from RefSeq and is a predicted model, not a curated record. Lineage: Eukaryota; Metazoa; Chordata; Actinopteri; Cyprinodontiformes; Poeciliidae. Gene Ontology annotation, biological process: intracellular signal transduction.
GCAGACUUUAACCUUAACUGUGAGAUUUACACACGCACACACACCCCCGCACACAAACACUCAUUAACAAAACAUCUCCAAAUUCAGAAUAUUUAAUAACAUAGAGUGAAAGCUCAAAUGGAUAACAUAAAGCAGCUUUGCAGUACAUUUACCCUUCCUGUCACAUGCUGAAAGUUUUGCUCUCUCUCAUUCUCUUGCAGCAUGAGCAAAUUCUAGAUAUGCCAGGACCUGCUGUAGAAGAAAAACAGAUUUCUGCAGGAUCUAAAAAUAAUCUACAUUUAGCUAGAUUUGACUUGAAUCUACAUAUUUCAGUGGUUGACUAAAACUCACCACUAAGUUUGAAACUAACAGUAAGUAAAUUAUUGAUGUCUAAGGACUGUAGCUACAUGUCAGAGCUAAAAACAUCAACUUUAGUUGCUAAAGUUCUAUUUAAUUUAGCUUUUUUUUCAAUAAAUUAAAUAUAAGCUUUUAGGUAAGUAUGUUAAGCUGACUUGCGUAAAGUUUUCUUUGUACAAGUCAAUGUAUAAUGGUCUUAAAACGAUCCUACAAGUAUGUUGUUAUCACAACUUGGUAACAAGGUAACACAAGAUACUGUGAAUUUCCCGAUUGGAAAAAAGAUCGGAUUUUUGAGUUGGUUGGAAAUCCCUUGUGACCAAUUAAGUUCUGAUUCCGGUCGCUAGCCGAUCUCUCGGUGCAUCUCUAUCAACAAUGUCUUAUCCAAUUCUGUAUUUGAUUCAGCUGAAACCAUAACCAAUACUUGUUAGGUUGCUUCGGAGUUAUUUAAAAUGUUAUUUAAGAUUAUGAAAAGUAUGUUUCUUGUUUCCAAAGGAGCAUUUUGUAGGAUUUGCGCCACAUGAUUGGAGUAAGCCCGUUCUGUUCAAGAAGCCUUUUUGACUUGCUGCUAACAGAUUAGGAACAGGCAUUGUCGCAGCAUCAUCAGUCACUAUUAUUUAUCUAUUCAUAUAUUUUACUAAGUAUAUAUCUGUUGUUUUCUUAACUUAUAAAUAUAAAGAGUUUUAUUAACAGCUAAUAAUGAUUUAUCCAGAAUUGUACGAAUAUACCCUUUUUCCAAAUCAUGUAUGAAUCCUCCCAUUAAAACUCAAACGGAAAAUGAGAAAUUCAUCCAAAGAGAGAAGGAUACACAGUAGUAAUUUCCUGUUGUGCUUGUGGUUUUCCUCUCUUGCAACCAGAAUGCUGCUCCAGCGCUACUGCUAACGAAUAAUUCCUACAAAAUAUUUUGUAACCCUCUGUGAAUACGCAGCAAACUGGACUCCUUUGACUCAUUUCUUUUGUAUGUACAGUUAAACACUAAAAGCAAUAUGGUGUAAGGAUCCUGCAGAAGCCUCGUUUUAUAUUGUGUCAGUGUGUUUGCACAGUUCGUCAGAAGCUUGAGGAGACCCUGAGCCACCAGCGGGACUCCGCGGUGCAUCUUCUCUGAUGUGUUUGAUUGAGCUUGCCCGGACUGACUCAUCCCACGUAUGGAUGAGACCCUGGUGUUCCUGGCAGGCCAAAGAAAUGCAGAUGGUUCAAGUAUUGAUCUGGAAGUGUUUGUCUUUUUAUGUGCAUUGAGAGUGAAAGAACGUUGCCAUCGACAGUAAGUCCUGCUUUUACCCUUACAAAGCUGCCCCACUUUGUCUUUGCCUUGCUCCUUUGGUUGUUGUUUUUUUUUUUUUUUUUUUUUUUUUGCAUUCAGCAGAGUUUGAAAGGGUAGCAACCUGUCACGCUAAAUAAAAUGUGCGGUCAUUGUCCACAGUUUGCCUUGGUUAUUUCUUUGUUCCUCUUUAAUUAUUUUGAUUUUCUUUGGACAUAAACAGGUUUAUUAAUCAUAAAUAACCUAUUUGUUAAACAUCAGUUUUUUUACGUGUUGCAGUUUAAAAAAAAAAAAACAACCUCUGCACAUUUAAAUUUGAUGAUAGGGCAGAAAAUACAUGUCACAAACAGAGAUGUAUAAAAUAUUAAUGGAUGACGCAAAGACUUGGUGUGACCACAAGAUGCGAUUAAUUACAGCAGUGCUCUGACAGGGAGCUCUGGAUAUGUUUUGUUUACCAGAGCUCCCUGCUCAGAUAAACAGAGCUGGGAGAUUUGUAUUUCGCAGUACUACCUUUUUUUCUACCUUUACUAAUUUUUCUAACUGCAGACAUGGGAAAUUUUAGUCAUUUUCUUGAGGCUUUUUUUUUGUGACCUUUUAUCCGUGUGUCCUGUCAUCUUUCACAGUUUGAACAUUAGCCAUCUGUGUCACGUUACAUUAAUAUCCUAAUGAAACAGGAAAUCAUAGAUAACUUGGUAAAGGCUUCUGGACACUGAUCAAUUUGAAAAAGAAAUAAAGUAUAACAAACAAAACAACAACAGAAGCUACUUUUGUUUUGCAGGAAUAUUUGGGGUGCAAAUAACUGUCGCCUUCGGCUGUGUUUUUUAUUUGAUUUUUCUGCUGUUUUUGUUUUUUCAGAACUUUUUCUUUUGAUUGAAUAAAUGUACUAAAAACACAUUGUUAUAUAAAGUGUGAGAACAUUUCAAAACAUUUUGUUUUCAAGAGAUUUCCAGAUCUAUAGCUAGAGGGUGCUGUUUGGGUCUCAGAUAGAAACAAAAUGCCGAGUUUUCUUUGCUAAAUUAUUGAUGUGCAAGUUUGGUGCCUUUUGAUUCUUGAAAUACUUUUACCAGAUAAGAUGUCCCCAGAAAAUAAUCUGAUUAAAGUAAAAAAAAAAAAAAAAAUCAUCAAAGUUCCCCAGAGCCUUUAACAUACUCAGAAAGGUGGUUAUUUAUACCAUGUGACCUUCCACUGAAUGACAAGACAUCUCAGCCGAACAGCUGUUCUACGGUGAGCAGGCACCGACCUCUAUGCUUUCUAUUUAUGUCUCACUUCAGGAGUCACUAUUUUCUCCCUCGUGACGACACGCUGCUGCCGCUCGCUUCCCGUCUUCUUCGACUGCAUUUCCCUCCUCCUUCCCCAAACAACUCCCAUGGCUAGGUUCUAAUGGUUGACAUGCUUCUUGAUUCCCUUAUCGCUACUGUCUGUAUGAUCAUAUCCAACCUCAUACAUGCUUUGUGGAUAAUAAUAGACUCCGAGGAGGUCUUGGGAGGACAGAGUGACUUUCUGCAGGAUUGCAUGGAGGAAUUGAGCCCCAGGCAAAUGGCAGUCAAAGAGCUAAAGGAGAAGUUCCUGAAGGCCCUGCAGGAAAACAAUGCUGAGGAAGUCCUGCAGAUUUUGAACACUGGCAAGCUUGAUAUUGACACAGUGCUGGAGGUGGAAGAUCCCAGUAUGUUAUUGGCCUCUUAUAAACAGGGAUACUGGUUGCCAGGCUACAAGCUGGAGAAAUCCUGGGCGAUGGGUAUCCACGUGUGUGUGAUGUACAACGCCGUGGAAACAGCGCUGGUCCUCCUCCAGAAAGGUGCGGCCAUCAACAGUAUGCCCAAUGGGAAGUCGCCCCUGCAUGUGGCCUGCGAGGUCUCCAACAGCGACUGUGUGGCCCUGCUCUUGGCUUACGGGGCAAAGGUCAACAGCCUGUCUCUGAGCGGUCACACUCCUUUGCACUACUGCAUCACCAGGGAGUCUGUGGAGUGUGCCAGGCAGCUCAUCCUCAAAGGUGCAAAGGUCAACACAGCCAGCCACAACAACGAGGAGGACACACCUUUGCACACGGCUGCCAGAUUUGGGGUUCCAGAGCUGGUGGCGUUGCUUCUGACCCACAGGGCCUCCGUGAACACCCUCAACGCUCUCCAGGAGACCCCCUUAAUGACUGCAGCCUUUUGGGCUUUGGACUCCAAGGAGCAAGUCUACAGCCAAGAUCAUCAUUUCGUUUGUCGCCUUCUGCUGGACCACCAAGCGGACCCCAACCUGAAGGAAGGGGAUAAUAAAACAGCUCUCCACAUGGCAGCCUGGAACUGCGAUCACGUCCUGAUGCAGAUGCUGCUGGAGGCCGGAGCGGAUGUUCGAGCCAUGGACAUCAAUGGAUGUGCUCCCAUUCAAUACGUCCUCAAAGUGACAGGAGUCAGGCCUAUGGCCAUUCCUGAGGUCUGCUUUCAGCUUCUGCUGAACUAUAACGCAGCGCGGAUCUAUCCUCCGCAGUUCCACAAGGUACUGCAGUCCUGCUAUGACUACCCCCAAGUUGUAGAAAUUCUGGUGAACUCCUAUGAACAUUUAAAACCUACAAGAAAGUGGAGAGGAGCUAUUCCCGACGACUGCUAUGAGCGACAUAAAGGCUUCUAUGACUCGAUGUUUGCUGUUUGCACCAACACGCCACGCAGCCUGCUUCAUCUCACCAGAUGUGCCGUCAGAGCCAGUCUGAGAGGGUUUUGUCAGCAAGGAGUUGAUCAGUUACCUCUGCCAUCGACUAUGAAAAAAUAUUUAUUGUUAGAACCUGAGGGCAUACUUUACUGAUGAAGAGACUUUUUAUAAUAUUUAGCUAUGUUGCUGGGACAAUGGUUUUAGUGAAAGAAGGUUUAAAUCAGAUAAUGUUUCUGUCUGUAUUUAUAGAUGUAAUGACCAAUGAGGAAAUCAAUCCCCGUUCUUUAAUUCUUUCACCUCCCUGCUUUAAAGGGCCUGUUUUAGUUUUGCCUGUACUCAUUUUCAGUUAUUUCGUUUCCACACUUAUUUCUCAGCAAUGUUGACCAAUGUGGCUUCAGGCUGAAAGUGCUGCAACACGCUGAAGAGGAUCCAGCGCUACCUAGCAACUGGCUAGGCCCAAUGCUCGCUCUCAAACUCAUGAUAUUCUUAUUUCAGAACAACACUCUUGACUGAUCACUUCACAAUAAGUGUUUGUUUUUCCACCGGGCUGCAUGCAGCCAGGGACCCAGGCCUGUUUUUGUUCCCAGCUUUCUCACCAACAAAAAGCUCAUCUGUUCAACCUCCCUCUUCAAGACAUGUUCCAGUUACCUACAUCUAAAAUUGUUCCAUGUUAUACAUAUUUUAAUAUCAGAUAAAGAUAAGGCAAGUAAACACAAUGAUGAUUUUGUUGAUUAAAGAAAAAAAAAAACUAUUCAAAUCAGCUGGAUCCUAUGUAAAAAUAGAAUUUCUGGCUUUGGUUAAAUUACUAACUUUGAUUGACUGAACUUUGUUUAGUUUAAUUAACACCCAGGUCCGGUUACUGCUUUACCAGUAACAUCGAGAAACCACUUCCAUAGAUCCCGUCAGACAACAUGCAGAAAGCUAAACAAUCUCAACAAUUCUAUAUGACCAAGAGCCCACAGCACCAUGGAUCAUACUUAGCGUAAACAGGUACAAAACAAUUUUUUAUGUCUUAAAAGUUUGGUUUACAAUUAUCAAACAACAGAAAUACAGCUGAUUUUGUUUUUACAGUUUAGUUUCUGUAGGUUUGUUCUUACAUGGCCUGGGGAAGCAGAGCUGAAGCGCAUCAGAGAGGGAUGGGGAGAAGUUUGUGAGCUGUGUUUGUUUCAAACAAAAACAGUUUAACUCCAUAUUACAUUCCUCUAUAGCCUACUUAAAAAAAAAAACAUCAUUGGCCUUCACCCACUCUAGUCGACUCACCUCUGUGCAUGCAGCACAGAUAAAACAAGUUUGAACCAGUUUUAUCCUGCUAAAAAUCUGGUAUAUUUAGAUAAGUCACCCAAAAAAAUUCACUAUUCUAACCACCUAAUAUUUUAUCUUGCUUUUCCAAAGCUAAUCAGAGUAUUUAUAGACAUAAGUAUUUCUUGUUGCAUGGAUGAACCAGACGCUGCCUUACAUAAGUCGUUUAUCACCAACAAGGUUUAUACUGUUGAGGACCUUCUACCCGAUCAUAGGUCACGCCUGAUAGGCGAGUCUCUGACUUCUAUUUUAAACCUUAAUCCGGCGCUGAUGUGUUUGUGCAUCAAAGAACCAACACAGGCGGAAACUUUGACAACUUUGCAGAGUUGGAAGCGCAGCUCUUUUGGUUUUGCUAUCAGGACAGCCUGGGAGCAAACAUGUCUCAGCCUAUUAAGCAAAUACAUUACAGAGUCAAUACGAAAAUGUCAUGAACUCACAUGCUCUCUUCCUGUAUGUGAAUCAGCUGCAGCUUGUAAGUGUAGCACAAAUGUUAACGGUAUAAAAUUAUGUAACAUUAAAUUUGCGGAAAAGAACUUGGUCUCCAAGCUCAUAACGAAGCAGAGAUCCAAAAGAAAAGUCUCUUGUAGUUCUCUGUGUGUGUCAGAUCAGAGAACAUUGUCUGCAUGACUAAAGUGUCAGACUUAAAAUAAACCAAUGACUGCCAAGCCACAUACAGACACUCCUUCUACAACAUGAUAAGGGGAAAACUGAGUCAUUCGGUUGCAGACAGAAGCUUAGGAUAGAAAGAUUAUACAACAGUUUCAAUUAACGCUCAAAAGAAAAAAAAAAAAUUAGGUUUGAAUUUAUUAAUUUAUUGAAGAUUUUAAUGGCAAAUCUGACCCAUUCGCAGAGAAACAAUCAAGGCUAAAACAAUCUUCGUGUAAACGGUACUGGAAAACUGGUGUCACGUACAUUGAGGGUCAUUGGCUUGGAGAAAAUUGACACGUUCAAAAAAUGCUGCAAAUUGCGGCUACCCUCAUGGAUAAGCACAGAAAGGUUUCAUGGUCAGACGGGAUAAAGAACAAGUUAUACGUGGAGAAGCCACACACAGACACUCACACAAAGUUAUUUGUGGAGAAGUGUGUUUUGAGGUGUAAUAGUGUAGCAACUGUCAAGCAUGGUGGUGGGAGCAUCAUGGUGAGGGUUUGGGAUUUUUUGUUUGUUUUUGCUGCCAGAACUGAUGCAUUGUACAAAGCAGAAUUAUGAAGAAGAGGACUUCCUGUUAAAUUCUUCAGCAGUAUUGUAAUCCAAAAUGCACAUUUAGAAUCUGGAAUCGUCCUUACCUCAAGUCUGAAAAAAAUUAACCAGCUGUUGGUCGACGCGAUUGGGGCAUCUACUUCAUUUUUCUGGGUCCGUUCCACAAAC